Molecule: messenger RNA, 2887 nt
Organism: Patella vulgata (common limpet)
Lineage: Eukaryota; Metazoa; Mollusca; Gastropoda; Patellidae
Product: acid-sensing ion channel 4-B
Exons: 9
Coding region: 181-1695 (504 amino acids)
Biological process (GO): sodium ion transmembrane transport
Cellular component (GO): membrane
Molecular function (GO): ligand-gated sodium channel activity
Source: RefSeq, a predicted model, not a curated record
GGAGAUGGCUCGAUCGUAUGAUAAAAAUUUAGAUCAAUUUUCAUCGCAUACAUAUAGCUCUCAGGGAACUGAAGUGUUUUGGAAAAUUAUGCAGUUCGAUUAAAAACUGCAAAAGACAUCACAACAAUUGUCUUCAUUCGGCUGUGUAUGGUUAGAUAGAUUUACAAAUUGUCUGUAAACAUGGAGGAAAAAGAAAGUGGUAGGAAAGAGAAGGCGAGAGAAUGUAAAAAAUGUCGGCUAGGAAGAUCACAAAUGUUACACAUGUAUGAAGGAUCAGCAACCAUCCAUGGUGUACCUAAAAUAUUGUCUCCUCAGCUGUAUUCUUUUAGACGAUAUUUGUGGACAAUAAUGUUGCUAGUGAUGACCACUGGUUUGGUCAUUUUCCUGUAUAAAUCGUUUACAAGAUAUUAUGAAUAUCCUAUCAUUACGAAUACACGACUGGAGUUUAACCACGAAAUGCAGUUUCCAGCAGUUACUAUCUGUAACGCCAACCAAUUCCGUCAACAUAAAAUACCCAAUGACGACUGGGAAAUCAAAGACCUUAUUUUUAAAAUGAGCGAGAUGUCCGUUUUAAGCGAAUACUUUGAGCAGCAUUUUGCAUGGAGCUCACCAGAAUUUUCUUUCAUCUCUGAUCCCGAAGCUCAUAUGGGUAAAAAUUUAUACAAAUUUGCGCUAAACGCCGCCCAUAAAAUGGAGGACAUGUUUAUUGUGUGUAUAUGGGCAGGUGCUAUUGUUGAUUGUUCUAAAUAUUUUGAGACAGUUAUCACCGAUAUGGGUGUGUGUUAUACCUUUAAUUCCAACAGAUCGUCACCAAUGACGUCAUAUGGAUCAGGUUCUAUGAGUGGACUAAGGGUUAUUGUAGAUAUUCAACAACCGGAAUAUUAUUUCUCUCAGAUAUCUUUGGCAGGGAUUAAGGUUUUAUUACAUGAACCAGGUUCCGCCGCCAUGUUGACAUCAAGUGGAUUUGUUGCACGACCAGGUUCGUCAACUGCCGUCACCAUCAAAAAAGAAAGAAUUGACGGAUUGAGUAAACCGUAUAAAGCUUUUGGAUCUGAAUAUUGUGUGACGUCACAUGAACCUGGUUUCAAGACGCCAUUACACAGAUACAAAGAUUAUAUUUAUACACGACAGACAUGCGCAAUGAACUGUUUAACGGAUGAUUACGUCAAACAUUGUAAUUGCUGUAGUUUAUUUGAUAAAGGUGAAGAAGAAUAUUGUUCUUUAAGAACAUUAACAGAUUGUUACAUUCCUUAUAAAGCCGUGGCCAACAUAUCUGAUAUAUUAAAGAACUGUACUUGUCCUAGUCGUUGUGUUAAAGAAAAAUAUAUAUCUUCAAUAUCCGUGGCUGAUUUUGCUUCUACAUUCACCAAGGACUAUAUGGUAAACAACGGAAUACUUAAAAAUAGAAGUGGUUCAUACAUCAGUGAUAAUGUGAUAGAUUUAAGGAUUUAUUAUGAAACAUUAACAGUUACAGUUACUGAACAGAAAGAAGAAAUCACCAUAGAAACUAUAUUAGGUGAUUUGGGAGGUCAGAUGGGGUUAUUUAUAGGAGCUAGUGUUUUAUCGGUGAUUGAAGUAAUCGAGUUUGUAACAUUGUUAUUCAUUGGUUGGUAUAAUGAACGACAAGAUAAAUUAAAGACAAAACCAGCUCCAUUGGAACAUAUUAAUAAAAUAUCAUCAGACAGUUAUUUGUGAUUCAUUCUGUUAUUUGUCCACCUAUAAAUAAAUCCAAGAUGGCGACUCGAUGUCGAGAAGGGUAGCAACAAGUCUAUACCAUCGUUCACUUUUCCAGAAUAACAUGAAAUGUUUGUGUCUGUAGUUUCCAUUGCACAGCGAGACCCAAGAAAGUCAAAGCAUGAAAUGUUAGUGUCUUUAGAUACAAUUGUACAACGAGACCCAAGAAAGUCACAACAUGAAAUAUAGGUGUUUUAAAUAUAAUAGCACAACAAAAUCCAAGAUGGCGACUUGAUGCAGAGAAGGAUAUCAACAAGUUUAUACCCUUGUUCACUUUUCCAAAACAGAGCCACAUUUCAUAUCGUUGUUAAAACUAUGAUUAAGAGACGUGAUGUAGAGAGUUAUACAUGUUCAAUAUCACUGUUAACAAAGACAAUAUGGACUCCUCACAAGAGAGACGUGGUGUAGAGAAGGGUGUCAAUAAGUUUAUAUGUGUACACUCUUCUAAAAUGAAAUCACAUACAAUAUCAUCGUUAACCACUUGGACUCCUCACAAGAGAGAGAGAGAGCAACAAUUUUAUUUGUGUUCACUUUUCCAACAUGGCAUCAUAUUCAAUAUCACUGUUAACCAAGUGGAUUCCUCACAAGGGAGACGUGUGUGGAGAAACGGUCAACAGUUUUAUACAUGUUCGCUUUUCUAAAUUCAAUAUCACUGUUAACCAAGUGGAUUCCUCACAAGGGAGAUUUUAUGUAGAGAAAGGGAUUAGUUCUAUACGUGUUACAGAUUCCAAGAUCAAGUAUUAUGUCACGAUUAACCAUUUUAUUGUUAUAUUUUUAAAUCUCGCGGGUAUUGUAAUCCAUUUGAAUCUCGACCAUCCGAUGGUCUGGAGAGUUGAAUAUUGGCUUGCCAUGCGAAUAAAUGUCUUAGUAUUAAUCUAUUUAACAUUUGAAGCCCGUCACAAAAGAUCUGCAAUAGGCAGUUUUAGCUCUUACACGAUCCAUCUGUAAUGUUAAUAAAUGUUUUUUUGGUUGUCACCUAAUUUUGGAAUCAGAGUUUUCAAAUGUUAUAUUUGAGAAAAGUUGUUUGUAAGGUCACUAAUAUCUUGCCACAAUUCUACUCGGUGUUGACCGGAAGGGUUUCUUUGGAUCGUCCAGCCUGGCUUUCUCUUGUUAGUGGUGCAGGAGGGAGAGUCUGACUUUUUCUUGUUAGUGG